Messenger RNA from Archocentrus centrarchus (flier cichlid), 1486 nucleotides. It is a transcript of the gene rpusd4, whose product is annotated as RNA pseudouridine synthase D4. Lineage: Eukaryota; Metazoa; Chordata; Actinopteri; Cichliformes; Cichlidae. Gene Ontology annotation, biological process: pseudouridine synthesis. The coding region runs from base 84 to 1247 and encodes 387 amino acids. Gene Ontology annotation, molecular function: RNA binding; pseudouridine synthase activity. The record is from RefSeq and is a predicted model, not a curated record. The transcript is spliced from 6 exons.
AUUCUUUAACAGCUUCAGAGUUCAUGGUUGUGUUUUGAAGCUCAUGUGCGCAGUCUGAUCUGUGAGCCCCACACAGUGCUGCGAUGAACAGCUGUGGAAGACUAGGCCGUGUGUUUGACCGGAGCUCCGGCCUAAAUCUGUUUUUAUUACUGGCCAAACCUCGGAAAAACUGCCGCAAGUGUCCACAGAUUACACCGCCCCUCGGCCGGAGUCAGAGCACCGCCGCCAACCACACUCCAGGCCCUAACACCGGCGAGAAACCCCGGCUCAGAGCGGUUGACCUGGCCCGGAAGGUCCAGGGAGAGAAGGAGAAGCCCCAGGCGACAGUUCCUCCGAUGUCAGCGCAGCAGAGGAGGGUGAUGGAGCUGAAACGGUUCAGUGUGCAGUUGCAAAAUGUUCACCCCAAUGUGCUGGCCAAACACCUCCAUAGAAGCGUGCUGUACCAGGACAAGGAUGUAGUGAUCCUCAACAAACCCUACGGUGUCCCUGUGGCAGAUGACUCAGACGUCACAUCCAUCACCUCUGUGCUUCCUGUUCUCGCCAAAAUGAUGGCUGGGAUGAAGAUAAAGUCUGAUUUUCAGCUGCUCCCCUGUCUGGGUCUAGAAAAGGACUCAACAGGAGCUCUCCUGCUGGCCAGAAGGGAUGAAGUGGUGGAGCAUGUACUCGCUCUGAGUAGACAUAACAAAGUGGAGAGAAAGUACUGGGUCAUCACAGUUGGUGUUCCUGUGCCAUCUGAAGGACUGAUUGAUAUUCCCAUCAUAGAGAGAGAGAUCACAGGUCCUCAGCCCCACUACAAGAUGGCUCUGAGUCCUCUCUAUAGACUGAACAAUGAAGGUGAUGGUGUAACCAAAGUCCGAAGCCAUCGACAAGCUCAUCCAGCAGUGACCAAGUACAGAGUCCUGGACAGCAGCAGUGGUUGUAGCCUUGUGGAGCUCCAGCCUUAUACAGGAGUGAAACACCAAAUGAGGGUUCAUAUGGCAUUUGCUGUGGGAUGCCCCAUUCUUGGUGACCACAAAUAUUCCCACUGGAGCAAACUGGCACCCCAGAAAUUACCCGAACGUGUGUUGGGAAAGCUUGGUCUAGAACAGAGCAAAGUUCGGCACCUUCCUCUUCAUUUACAUGCGCGACAGCUCAUGCUGCCAGGAACCAGCCAAGCUGACAUCAACGUAUCCUCCCCGCUGCCUAAAUACUUCACCCAAACACUGAGUCGAUUGUAUUUAACACUCCCAAAUGAAAAAAAUACAUGAUCAUCUCUUUGCUUUGUUCAACUCAUUACGGUCCAAAUGUGGAAUAAAUUGCCAAGCUGUGUAAACUGUUGCACUAAUAUCAAAGCACAAAAGGCUCUGUGGAGAAAGUGGACAGAUGUGGAACUGAGCAUGACUGUACAGGGUUAAUUAUGAAAAAAUGAAUCUAUGGAACUGAAUAAGAACCAUUUCAAUAAAAUCCAAAUGCCAUCAUUAUUAAAGGCCCACAGCUAACCGUUGUA